Messenger RNA from Linum tenue, 1668 nucleotides. Lineage: Eukaryota; Viridiplantae; Streptophyta; Magnoliopsida; Malpighiales; Linaceae. The record is from the annotation of a GenBank genome assembly.
AUGGCGAGGAAUGUAAGAUAAAUAUAAGUCAACUUGUCAAUGAUAAGUGGGAGAUUGUUCAUUGUUGAGAUUAGACAUCGAUAGAUCUUUGAUAAUUUGAUCCGAAUCUAUUAUUGGGCUUUCCCAAGCCACAGAGCACUUUCUCUGGGCACUGUUGCUUAUGAGCCCUGAGCUCUUCAGAGGCCCAAAGUUGAUUGAAGCGGAAGAAAACAGAACGCCGAGCGCUGCGGCCGGCUAUCGGCGGAGUUAAGUGAAGCUAGAGCUUGCGAAGGCAGCAGCAGCAAUGGAGGUUCAACCCAAGAGUUCUCGCAAGGAGAAGAAAGCAAAACGACAAGAGGUUCUGGAAAGGAAGAAGAAAAUCGAUAAAUUGAUACAAACAGCUUCUUCCGAGCACGACCAUCUCUCUUCUUUCCCUCCCUUCCGCCGUUUCGACAGAAAUGGUAAUGGUUCUCGCCCAAUUCCUCUUUGUAAUCGCCGCCCAAUCAUUAUUGAAAGACUUUUUUUAUGCAGGAUUGUGUGUUGCUUUGGAGUCUGGAAAUGGCGAUAAGCUCUCUGCUGUUCUAAAGCAAUACAUUCAGAAUCUCCUCAAAGUAGAACUCGUUCCCAUUCCUACGAAUGAUUGGCUUUCUGGGUUUUUCUUUCAUUGUGAUAAAUAUGAUUCCUUUUCGUUUUGAAUUUGGGAAGGCGAACAUGGAGGGUCCAUUUGGGGAAGAAUGGCCAGAGGAAGAGAAAGUCAAGCGCAGAGAAAUGGUGUCUCCAGAAGCACGUUAUAUCUUCGUUAAGGAAGAAUCCCCUGAGGCUGAUAAUGAUAAAACUGCUGCCUUUGUAGGCUUUGUUCAUUUCAGGUUUACUCUGGAGGAAGAGAUACCUGUUCUCUAUGUUUAUGAGAUUCAGCUCGAGUCUCGUGUUCAAGGCAAAGGCUUGGGGAAGUUCUUGAUGCAACUCGUUGAGCUUAUUGCUCGUAAGAGCUGUAUGAGUGCUGUAGUGUUAACAGUUCAGAAAGCCAAUGUUGCAGCUAUGAAUUUCUACACGAGCAAGUUGAGAUACACAAUAUCAAGCAUUUCACCAUCACGAGUUGAUCCCCUGAUGGGAGCUGAAAAGAGUUAUGAGAUUCUCUGCAAAGCAUUUGAUCGUGAAGCCAAGGUUGCACUGGAGGAGACUGCCUGAGCUGGGAGGAGGAUGCCUCAAGCCUUCAGGCACAAGUCAAAGGUCCCCGUUGAGAGGUUGCACUCGAACGAAUUAAAACCAGACCUCGAUCAUCUCUUCGUUGCCAUGUCAAUAUGUAGUCGUUGUAGAACAAUGAAUUGGUGGAGCCUGAAUCUGGUGAGAACCCUUUACUGAGCAAGCUACAUCAUAUAUGGUUAGCAUAGAAAAGAACAAUUUUGAGCAGCAGCAUGUACACCGUUCAUUUAUUCCGAAAGAGCAAAAGUGUAUGCCUGCAACGAGGAAGAUCGUUCAUUCUUUCGCGAAUGUCGUGCACUCGAGCUGGAAAUGAGAUGAACAUUUCUUUUGUCAAUCAAUAUUCAAUUUCAUUGUUAGGUAAGCUUCCAUGUGAAGCCAGCAGCUAAGACAUCGAAUCAGAACUGGGAUAUAGGCAAGAAUCCUGCUGUUACAUUGUCCUACUCUCAUGCUUAGUCAAUUCAAAUAAUGCUUCAGCUUACUCAAACU